Messenger RNA from Spodoptera exigua (beet armyworm), 1863 nucleotides. The record is from the annotation of a GenBank genome assembly. Lineage: Eukaryota; Metazoa; Arthropoda; Insecta; Lepidoptera; Noctuidae.
UUAUCGAAAAAAUCACAGGCGUCGCUAAUCGAUAACAGAAUUUAUGUAACCGUUUAUCUUUUUAUAAUCGUAAUGCUAAACGAAAUUGAUAAGUACUUAUUGAAAAAAAUUCUUCAAUGGCGACAGACAUGUUUUGGAUUUUAGUAUUUAGUUUGUUUAUAGCCAAUGCUUUUAGUGAAGAUGUUAGGAUAGUUAGUUUAGAUAUAGGAGAUUUGAGAGGUGAGAAGUACUGGAACGGUGAUUUUUAUGAGUUUUACGGAGUUCCCUAUGCCACUGCUCCGACAGGAAGGGAUAAAUUUAAGGCCCCACUUCCAGUAAAACCAUGGGAAGGCAUAAAAGACGCCAAGGAACAAUACAUAUCAUGUGAACAAAUCUACCUCCUAGACGAUGACUCUGAUGAAGAAAUCAUCCUAGAUGGCAUAGAAGACUGUUUAACUAUGAACCUCUUUGUUCCAAAAGUUGCCAAUGAAGACAAUUUAGUGCCAGUUCUAGUCUACAUUCACAGUGGAGCAUACUCUGGUGGCAGUGGAAACAUGGCCAAGUUCAAUUACUUAGCUCGCCACGACAUAUUAGUUGUCAGUUUCAAUUAUAGACUUGGAUUCAAAGGAUUCGCAUGUCUAGGAACAGAAGAAAUACCAGGCAACGCUGCCUUAAAAGACCAACUCGCCGCCUUGAAAUUCAUAAACAAAUACAUUAGCAAAUUUGGCGGCGAUCCCAAAAAAGUAACACUUGCUGGCUUCAGUGUAGGAGCGAGUAUGGCUGAGAUACUAGCACUGUCCAAAGCAACAAACGGUUUGAUUGACAAACUAAUACUCGAAAGUGGUUCGGCGUUAUCCCCCUUCGCAGUUAACAGGGACCCGAUCAAUACGGCCAAGAAUUUAGCAAUAUCUAUGGGUUAUAACAACACAGAGAAAAUUGAGGAUUUGAACGAAUUCUUAUUAAACGCACCGAUCAAAGAUUUAGCUGUUAAAAGCAAGAAUUUCUACUUAACAAACUCUACGUUUGGUUUGGCACCGUGCAUUGAGAAUGUUAUUGGAAACGCUGAACCCAUACUCACGGAGUCGCCUUUGAUUAUAUUUCAUAAAGGAGAUUAUGAAAAAAUACCAGUGCUGACUGGAUUCUCUAAUAUGGAAGGUAUAAGCAGAACUAUAAAAUUCGAUGAAUGGAGCGAUUUAAUGAAUGAAAAAUUCGCUGAUUUUCUUCCUGCUGAUUUGGCUUUUGAUAAUGAUAAGUCAAGAGAUGAUUUCAUAACAAAAGUAAAGAAGUAUUACUUCAAAGACGAAGAGGUUACUCACGAUACCGUACAAGGCUACAUAGAUUACUUUUCUGACUCCAUGUUCAAAUAUGGUAUAAUGAAAUCAGCAAAACUGCACGCUAUGAAAUCUAAAAAACCAGUGUUCCUUUAUGAAUUCUCCUACGUAGGGAAGUUAAGUUUCAAGCACUAUUUUAUGGAUAGAAUUAAAGGAGCAAGUCAUAGGGACCAAACUUCUUAUUUGUUGGACUUUUUCGAGUUUACCAAUGAAGCUGAUGAUAUGAACACACGGGACCGAAUGACAGCUAUGUGGAGUGAUUUUGUUAAAUAUGAAGAUCCAACAGCGUAUGAAAGCUUGCUGAUAGACCUAAAAUGGCCAAGGUAUACCAAUGAUAAGCAAGAGUACUUGGAGAUAGGAAAUACUUUGAACAAGAAGAAGGAUUUGUUCAAAAAUGAAUUUAAGCUAUGGGAUGAAGUGUAUGAAAAAUACUAUUGGCAUCCAAUGCCUGUAGUGGCAAAGAAAACAGUCAAUAAAAAAUGAAAAUGCUACUGGCAGGUUUUUAUUUUAAUAAUCAUUAGUACUUAACAAAAGCUAUGCAUUUACUAAGUCG